AGUGACAUUUGCAAAAUCUUCUUUGCCAUCAUUCUCCCCCCCGUCGGUGUCUUUCUCGAAAAGGGCUGCGGUAUCGACCUUCUCAUCAAUAUCGCCCUGACCAUUCUCGGUUUCAUCCCCGGCCUCAUCCACGCCCUCUACAUCAUCUUCAAAUACUAG
This is a messenger RNA of Geosmithia morbida, 159 nucleotides long. Its product is annotated as hydrophobic protein. The record is from RefSeq and is a predicted model, not a curated record. Gene Ontology annotation, cellular component: membrane. The transcript has 2 exons. NCBI's taxonomy places the organism in Eukaryota, Fungi, Ascomycota, Sordariomycetes, Hypocreales, Bionectriaceae. The annotation marks the transcript as partial.